Malaclemys terrapin pileata is the source of this 1436-nucleotide messenger RNA. RefSeq lists its product as uncharacterized. NCBI's taxonomy places the organism in Eukaryota, Metazoa, Chordata, Testudines, Emydidae. The record is from RefSeq and is a predicted model, not a curated record. The transcript has 7 exons. Gene Ontology annotation, molecular function: protein binding. The coding region runs from base 182 to 1192 and encodes 336 amino acids.
UCAACCCCGGGACCCGGUGGAAGCGACACAAAGGGGAGGGGGACCCUCGUAACCACGGAAACCAGCCCCCCCGCCGGCCCGUGACCCCGGUAACCGACCCCGUGACCCCGGUAACCGCCCCCCCCGCGCUGCCCGUCGCCCCGCGACCCCGGUAACCGCCCCGUGGGGGGGGGGAGCCCCCAUGGCGCGGCGGCGGCUGGAGCGGGAGGAGGCGGCCCGGGGCCCCGCACAGCUCCGCAUCCGGCACCAGCUGCCGCUGAGCAGCGACCCACACGGGAUCUACAGCCUCCGCUUCGCGCCGGCCGGGCGCUGCCUGGCAGCCGGGUUCGGCAACGGGGCCGUGCAGAUUGUGAACGUGGCCACAGCCUCCCUGCACUCGUCCCUUUUCCGAGGACACCGUACGCGCCACGCGAUCACUGCCUUGGCCUACCACCCGUGCAGACCCAGCCUGCUCCUGGCUGUGGGGGCUGAUGGCAUCAUCUCUCUCUACAGCAUGGACUCAGAGACACUGCUGGCAACAGUGACAGAGAAGGAGAAUGAGAUCAAUGCCAUGGAUUUCUGCAUGGACGGCAGCACCUAUGCCACAGCUGGCAAGGACCGACAUAUUCGGCUCUAUGACAGCCACACCAACCAGCUGUCCCACAUUCUGCAGGCUCCUGACUUCAUGACUGGUGAUGUGACACCAAGCAGUGGGCACUCGCGCCGCAUCUUUGCCCUCCGUUUUCACCCUGGAGAGCGCCAUAUGUUCCUGACAGCUGGCUGGGAUGACUGUGUGAAGAUCUGGGACAAGCGGAUGGCAAAGGAGGCUCAGAGAGUGAUCAAUGGGCCUCACAUCUGUGGCCCAGGCCUCGACAUCCAGGGUAACCGCGUGCUCACUGGCUCCUGGGUGCCCCAAAAUGCACUUCAGCUCUGGGAUCUACGGACAUCCCAACUGCAGAAGAACCUCCCCUUUCCUGGGGGCCCCACGCAGGGCCAGUUCCUCUACGCAGCCCGGUUCUGUGACCAGGACAUAGUGGUGGCUGGGGGCAGCGGCACCAGUGGAGCCAGCGCCAUCCACACUGGCACUAACCAGGUGCUCGGCGAGAUCCUGCUGCCCAACAAACCGGUGCAGGCUGUGGCAGUAGCACCCGGUGGGCGGGUGGUGGCUGUGGCUGGCGUGGGAGGGAAUCUCCACAUCGCAGACCUGCACUGAGCCCCAGCAGAGAGGGGGUGAGAAGGGGACAAACCUGGGAGUCACAAUCCCCCCCAUCUACAGCUCCUCUGAUCUAUGGCUCUCCCACAUGAUUCUGCCCCGCCAGGACUAUGGCCCUCUGUGAUGUCUGGGAACACAGGCCCCCCAGACCCUCCUUCCCAACUCCCCUGCACCCCUCUGUGAGACCUGGAGCAUCCAGACCCCUGGGCACCUGCUGGCAUCUAAUAAACUUCCUGCACCUGAA